Molecule: messenger RNA, 995 nt
Organism: Aspergillus fijiensis CBS 313.89
Lineage: Eukaryota; Fungi; Ascomycota; Eurotiomycetes; Eurotiales; Aspergillaceae
Exons: 1
Coding region: 340-927 (195 amino acids)
Source: RefSeq, a predicted model, not a curated record
UCUACUUGCCUAAGACUAUACAGGUGCCGCCGCUUUUAUAACAUCGGCACGUGACUCAUCCUUCUAUACUCUUAUACUCCUGGACACCUGAUGCGAAGAAAACCACCCGCCCCUUUCGUCCUCGGGCAGUAUCUCAAGCUACAGAUAAAAGGCUAGUUUCCUCUUAUGGGGAUCCAAGCUCGAACGUCGUCGCCGCCGCCGCCUCGUUCAAUUCGUUUCUCAGGUUUGUGACAGGCGUGCUUCGUAUGUGGCGGCUGUGGCUGCCAUGACUGGAGGCUGGGAGAUCGCGCGCGAGAGGCGGCUCCGGGUCGAGGUUCAGUGUAUCAAUCCAAAUAUUCAAUGGAGUGGGACGAGCCCGAUCGACCCUUCCGACAAGACUUGGUGAAGCAGAGUUGGUGGCGACGGCAGGCAAUGCGCGUCAUGGCGAAGACGUGGAUCGAGGGGAUGGUAGUUUCAAGAAUGUUGCGGAAGUUCCGCCAAAUGGCCGUGAGGGGCCCUGGAGCGUUCGGAGCUGUCGGGAAGAUUCUCCUUGAGAUUGAGUGCCACCAGGGUCACCACGCGCAGACUUGGGGCGGCACUGCGCAGAGAAAGCGCAAGGUCGGAUUGGGUGACUUCGACCCAGUGCAGGUGCAGCCUCAUCAGGCGGGAGAAGUGAACCUGGGGGGGGCCAUUCUCUCCGGCGUGACAAGACUGUGGAUGCGCUGGAAAUAUCGGCAGGCAAAGACGGGCAAGGUGGCGCGAUAUAGAGCCUUGUAUGUCAGUCGCAGGGCACAUAGAUCCAGGUAUGCCAGGCACGUUGCAAUCGCAUCGAACAACUCUGGUGGGAGGGACUCCAUUGUGUGCGGCAGGUCAGAUGCAAUUGGGGAGGUGGAGACCAAGGGGGAGAGGGAAGAAUGCCUCGUAAGUGUGUGUGAAAUUGUGCAUUAGUGAAUAAAUGGAGUGGGACUGACCCCGUGGAGUAUAACCUUGGAUAGAGCAUCAGAAAGGGAAAGUUG